This is a messenger RNA of Lotus japonicus, 3831 nucleotides long. Its product is annotated as zinc finger CCCH domain-containing protein 41. The record is from RefSeq and is a predicted model, not a curated record. Gene Ontology annotation, cellular component: nucleus. The transcript is spliced from 6 exons. NCBI's taxonomy places the organism in Eukaryota, Viridiplantae, Streptophyta, Magnoliopsida, Fabales, Fabaceae. Gene Ontology annotation, molecular function: metal ion binding; RNA binding. Bases 285 to 3041 code for a protein of 918 amino acids.
UAUUUAUUUGAUCAAAGGUGUGUUUUGCGUGUUGCUGUUUUCCUUCAGCCCCUCUCUCUGCCAACUCUCAAGGCACGUACUCUCUGCUCCUCCGCCCAAUCAUCGCCGCCGGAAACCACCGCCACCAACCACCACCAUCGCCUCCUUCCACGGCUGCGUUCGACUCCUUCUUCCUCAGGUUACCUUUGAAUUUCUGGAACUGUUGUGGACAAGAUUUGCUGGCAUAUCAUUCCUAAUUGGAGUUUCAAAGAGGAUAUCAUAAGACUUGCAUUAUAAGAGAAUUAAUGGAGCUGAAAGUUUCAUCUCCAAAACUAGAGUCUGUUGCACCUUCUGAUUGUCUCAGUGAUCCCGAGGAAAAGGAAGUGAGUGAUGACGAUGAUGAUGAUCGGAAUCAUAAGCAUCGGAGGCGGGAUGAUCGUUCUCAGUCUUUGGAGAGAGAUGUUUCAGAUCCUGUUAUUAGCAGGCCAUUCAGGAAGCGCAACAAGAAUUUUGGAAAUCGGCCUCCGUUUAAGGGAAAUGAGUCUCUAUCCUUUGAAACACUGAAAGCUUAUGGCGAUGCCGCUACAGACAAAGAGUUCUACUCCAAGUUUGAGAGAAGGCGUCCUGGCUUUACUCCAGGUCCUCGAACACCUUUAGAUAUGAGUCAAAGACUACGGACAAACCAAUCAUUUACUGUAGAUCCAGGUGCUGGCAGGGGAAGAGGCAGAGAAUCUGGUUUCUGGAAUCAACGUGAAUCUAGGUUGAGCUCAAUGGAUGUUGCUUCACAAAUAGUUCAGCAGCGGUCCAUUCCUUCAAGUCUUUAUACUGGACGGGGAUUACCAAAUGUUUCAAAUGCACAAAAUGCAUCCUGGAACACAUUUGGUUUAAUUCCAGCAGUACCCAAUGGGGGCAUGGAUAUGCUUCAUCCAUUGGGUUUACAGGGAACUCUCAGACAACCCAUGAAUUCAUCUUUAAAUGUGAAUAUUCCUCGUCAACGAUGUAGAGAUUUUGAGGAACGUGGAUAUUGCCUCAGAGGGGACAUGUGCCCCAUGGAACACGGUGUUAAUCGGAUUGUCAUUGAAGAUGUUCAGGGUCUUUCACAGUUCAACCUUCCCGUGUCUCUUCCAAGUGCGCCCCUAAUCGGAGCUCCUGCUGGAUCUGGAUCUCAUCAUUCAGUAAAUGCUUCAACCACUUCAGUGAACAGCAAAUGUAUACCUGGAAAAAAAUCUGUAGUUGGUGAUGAUGGUAUGCCUGUGGAUAGUGCAUAUCCUGGUCUUGGUUGCACAAGUGGAGCUGAUCUCUACGAUCCUGAUCAACCACUUUGGAACAAUAGUGGUCUGGAGUCUUCAAAUGCACUCCUAUCUAUUCAGUCAUCCAAGAUUGAUGAAACUGAGCUCAUAUCUAGCGAGGCUCUAAAUAGUGAUUAUCCAGUUGGAACUACCAGAACUUCUGUCAAUUUGCAGGGUUCUAGUUCAUCUGUCUGGGCCAGAAUGAAUAGUUCAAGAAACAGAUUUGACAUGAAAGAAAAAACUAACUCUAUGAUAAGUUCUUUUCAUUAUCCUCAGAAUCAACUGAAGGAAGAUAAUGAUGAAUUAGUUGGCUCCCGCAGUACUUCCUGUCAAGGAAAGCAAAUCAUAGCAGAUGAUACUGACCCCAGAAGCAUGGAAACAUUAUUGAAGGCACAGGCUUUUAAUAUGCGUAACAUACGCAAACCAUCCCAAAAGGCAUUGUGUACUCUAUUUGUAAGUGGGAUACCUCAGAGAAGUAACAAGAGGGAGACUCUUCUUACUCAUUUUAAGAAGUUUGGGGAAGUUAUUGAUAUUCAUAUUCCAAUGAACAGUGAUCGAGCAUUUGUCCAAUUCUCCAAAAGGGAAGAGGCUGAAGCUGCUUUGAAAUCACCGGAUGCUGUAAUGGGCAAUCGUUUUAUCAAGCUAUUUUGGGCUAACCGUGAUUGUGUUCGCAAUGAUUGUACUGCUAGUGGGAAUGGUGUAAUUGUUACUCCCCGUGGGCAAGCACCUGCUUUUGUUCCAUCUCAUCCAGUCGUCACUGAUAGGCGAAAAGAUAUCCAUCAAACUGAUGCUUCAAAGACUAUAUUUGAAGUACCAUCUCCUUCUGAUCAACCUAAGCAUAUCAUUGCAGGUGGACCCAAGGCUCCACCUCCUUCGCAAAAGAAGUAUGAAAACUUAGAACAUCUAAAGGAAGAACUGCGUAAGAAGCAGGAAAUGUUGGACCAAAAGCGUAAUGAGUUCAAGCGCCAGCUGAGCAAACUUGAGAAACAAGCUACAGGACUCAAGGGUGAAAUAGUUACCGAACAUGCUGCAAAGAGACCCAAAACAAGCAUGACGACUGAUGUUGCCAAACUCACUUCUCCUCAAUCGUCUGAUGCUGAUCCUGGAAUGACAUCUCUACAUGCAGAGGCAACAACUGAUAGGAAUAAACAGUUGGUCAGUACUGUAUCCCAAAGUCCUAAAGCAAGUACAACAAUGAGAGUGCUAGAACCUACAGGCUUGAAACAGCCAAUUCAACCAUUUGUGCCUGUAAAUAGGUACAAAUUGGACAAUCGUCCCACUGCAUUUAGAAUCAUCACUCCUUUGCCAGAUGGUCUAGCAAAUGUUGCUUCUUUGAAGGAACACUUCUUACCAUAUGGAGAACUUUCUUCUGUAGAGCUAGUAGAUGUGCAAGUCGAUGAUAGUAGUCAACAAGAGGCACAUAUAAAUUUCACUACUCGCCGUGCAGCUGAGAGGGCGUUUAUUAAUGGUAAAUGCUGGAAGGACCACAAUCUGGAAUUCAUGUGGCUGGCUUCCGCUAAUUCUAGCAAUGCAACUGGUAGUAGAGAACCUUCUCUAUCCGCUCCCAAGGAGCCCUUAGAUAGAGAUGACCAUUCUGAAGAAAAAUUGGGAAAUGCGGUAAACCAAGAAGCAGCUGUAUCAGAUGGUGAGCGUAAAAAUUCUGAAAAUGAAAAUGGUUUGAAGGUUAUGGAAAUGGAACCAGGUGAAGAUCUCCAGUGUUCCCCAAGGCAAGUUUCUUCUGCCAAACAAUCACCAGAGGGCAAUGUCUGUUGAGGAUCCACUGAUGGUCAGAUUUGUACAGCGAGGCCUACUUGGCCGUGUUGAAGCUACAAAUGUUCAACUGUGAGAGGCUAGCAUAAAUCAACAAAGGUGCAGGCAAAAUUACAUCGUACCAAAAACUUGGAGAUGAUAAAAAAAAAAGUGUGUCGGAGGGAAGUGGAGAAAGGUAGGAGGAGAAAGGAGAGAUAAAGGCAAAUGAGGGGCUAUGAUGGCGAGAACAUAAGGGGGGCGAUGAUGAGAGUGAUGAGGAGGUGGCCAUAAGGGAGAGAAACGAGAUGUGCAAUAGAGUCUGCAUUGUGUGGGAGAGCAUUAAGAGUGGAUGAUAUGGGGAAAGGAAAAUGUGCGCAUGGAGGGAGGAGGAGGUGGUAGAAGGGAAGAGGCAACUGGCGACAGGGUCGAUUGGGGUGACUUGACAAUAGUUGACAGCGGUGUAUAGGUAACGAUAGUAUAUAGGUGGAACAUGGAAACUGCCCUAAGGAGGAAAAAUCAUCUAUGAUGAGUAGAGAGCCCUUCAAUUAAGAGAAAAUCCCUCCUUUGAGGGAAGGCCGAAAAACAGACUUUAAAAAAUUUGCUAAAAAGAGUGUGGCAACUAGGGUUUAAGCACAAGAAAUGGAAGACUGCUUUAGAGUUUCACUUAAAAAGAAACAUCGCUUGUGUAGUUUGUUACACCAUCACCCUAAGUUCAAAACUUUUAAAGUUUAGACUUUUCUUUUAUUGCAAUUGUAACAAAAGCAAUCAUAAAUGACUACAUUGUCCCAAUGAGUAAGACCAUGUUUGCUUGCAA